AUGGCCAAUCGCACGCGCACCGACAUCACUCUGACCUGGACCAUGCGGACGAUUGACAGGCGGCUCUACCUGCUGCUUUUAGUGGCAAGACUCGCGCCAGCAAUCAGCGCGCUAUGGUCUAUCUCGAGAGCGGCGCUCUGGCAUUUCUUCACCCCACUGAUCCCGUACCUGCCGGGCUCUCGUUUUUUACUUCACGCCGAACUCGUCUCGAUCCUGGUGCUCUGGGCGGCGCUCGUUUUCCACGGAGGCAACUCGCAGCUUCCCGGGUUAUCCGGUCCAGUUCUCACUCGGGCACAGCUUCGACACCCCACGGCCAACGUCUUCAUCCUCGGCGUGUCUCGAAAAGGCGUCUUAUUACGCGUCCCUUUCCACGAGACCACCGGCUGGGUGCUCCACGAGCUUCAGCGCCGGCACUUGGUCCCACAACGAGCGGAUGGUUCCCGGGUGGGGCUGUACAUGCUCCUUUCGCCCAGCAGCGGUGGACUCCCGGUCCCGCUUCAUCCGUUCCAGCAAUUGGAUCUCGCCGGGAUGGACAAUAACUCGACUAUCGAGGUGCGAAUGGCACUACUUGGCGGCGCUCGAUCGAAGUCAAUCAAGCACCAGCCCGGACAUCGGUACUUCUGCCCUGGCUGUAACGCCGGGUUCCGUCAAUUCGGACAUCUCAAGACCCACCGCACCAUGACCACGAAGCCCAAUUGUAAAGUGGACGUCGUGGCGGACGAGCAGCGUAUAGCCAAGGAGGCCGCGGUCACCGCGCACUUAGCAAAGAUUGCGGGUCCUUCUCGCGCCCCAUCCACGCCAUCCACGCCAUCCACCUCUACCGGCCACCCAUCCGAUCAAUCCACCCCAUCCGCCUCUACCAGUCACCCUCCCGAGCACGCCAUGGACGUCGAUCCACCGCCCGCAACACCGCCACCGCCGGAGUUCAUGGAGGUCGAUGAUGACGAGUCUCAAUCUCUGCCGCCUCUGGUCGUGCCACCUAUGGGCGUGGAGGGGGAUGAAGGCGAUGAUGAACUUGCAUGGGGCGAAGAGGACGAGGUGCUAGUUCGUGCGGAAUUGGAAAGGCAGGGUCAAGGGAAGGGAGGAGUUGAGGAGGAGGAACAAGAGGAGGAUGAGGAGGAAGAGGAGGAGGAGCGGCAAAGAGAGCGGGACCCUGUGAACGACGACGGGCAAGAUCUCGGUGGAGAGAACGCCGGAGAGGUGGACCUCAUACGCCAGAUGAUCGACAUGUUUGGGUUGGGGGAUGCUCUCGACGACCCUUUACCGCCACUAGACGCUGAGCAACCGCCACCCGAGGACGUGCCACCGCCUCCCCCACCUCCCGACAACGAUCAAGAUACCGAUGCGCAACAAUCGCCCGAGCCUGAGCCGCAGCCACAGCCCGAAGAUCAGCCCGAAGAAGAUCAGCACGAAGAAGAUCAAGGCGCGGGUGAUGCGCCGCCACCGCCAGCUCCCAAGCGCCGCAUAGUGAAUUAUGGUGGCAGGGCGGGAGAGGCGAUCAAUGCCGAUGACGGACCGGGAGAACCGUACGCGGACUACGAGUCCCAACUGGCAGAUGGCGCUUCCCCCACCAACGCGUACCAUCCCUUCGCGACGAAGAUGGAUUGGGAUUUGGCGGCGUGGGCAAAGGGGCACAACAUUGGGUCUAAUGCGUUGACAGAUCUGCUGAAGAUCGACAACGUACGUUCAUUGUUCUUUGACCCCUGCAAACACCUACUCAACUUUGCGCAGUUCACGGACCUAUUGAAGCUGCAGUUCCGCUCGAGCGCACAGCUUCACAAGAUCAUGGACGAAGAACUGCCGCGGCGCCCGGACUUCCUGAGGCACACAUAUGAGUUGGGCGGGGAGAAGCUCGAGAUGUAUGCGCGCGAUUCUCUUGAGGUCCUACGCGAUCUCUAUUCCCGGCCCGAUUUCGCCAGCGCCAUGGUGUAUGCUCCGGUCAAGCAUUUCACCGUUGUCACCACCGCUACAGGAGUUAUUGAGGAGCGGGCAUAUUCGGAUAUGCACACCGCGCGAUGGUGGUGGCGCCUUCAGGACACGCUCGAAAAGGAGAAACCCGGCGCGACCAUCAUUCCAUUGAUCGUGUCCUCCGACAAGACCCAACUGACGCUGUUCCGGAACCGCUCGUGCUACCCCGUCUACCUCACGAUCGGCAACAUACCGAAGGAUAUCCGCCGCAAGACUUCCUUGCAAGGGCAAGUCCUACUCGGAUAUCUCCCAGUCACGCGCCUCGCCGGGAUCAAGAGGGACGACGUUCGUCGACGAGCGCAGGCGGGCUUGUUCCACGACUGCCUCCGGGACAUCCUAAAGCCGCUGCGAGACGUAGCCAAGGACGGUGUGGUGCUCGCAUCUGGCGACGGUGUUCAACGGCGCUGCCAUCCAAUCCUGGCUGCAUACGUCGGCGAUUACCCGGAGCAAGUCCUGGUCGCGGGCGUCAAGUACGGUACAUGCCCUAAAGGGACUCUGGACCCUUCGUUGUUCGGUACGCGACAGGCCUGCGAGCUCAGGGAUCUGGCCGAGAUCGCCGACGCGCUGGCGCUAGCCGACCAACCAGAGGACGGAGACGUCGUCGCAUACGUUCAAGCUUGCCAGGACGCCGGUAUCAAGCCGAUCCAGCCAUUCUGGAAGGACUAUCCCCACGUCGACAUCUAUAGCUCGCUGCCGCCGGAUAUCCUGCACCAGCUGUACCAAGGCGUCGUCAAACACAUGAUCAGUUGGCUGAAGCAUGUUUACGGCGCCAAGGUCAUCGACGCGCGCUUCAAGUGUCUGCCGGCGAAUCACCAACUUCGGCAGUUCAGCAAAGGGAUCUCGGGCAUGUCGCGCGUAUCUGGCACGGAGCAUCAAGACAUCUGUCGCGUGAUGCUGGGGGUCAUCAUCGACACGCCGCUGCCGCACAACUACUCGAGGAAACGCAUGUACAACUGCGUGCGCGGACUCCUGGACUUCGUGUACAUCGCCCAACUACCCGAGGCAACGGAUUCCAGACUCGAGUCCCUGAGGGCGGCGCUCAAGCGCUUCCACCUCAACAAAUCGAUAUUCAAGGAUCUCGGCGCCCGAAAACACUUCAAUCUGCCCAAGAUACACGCGCUCUUCCACUACUUCGAGUCUGCGAGGCUUCUGGGGACUGCGGACAACUUCAAUACCUCCUACUCCGAACGCUUGCACAUCGACUACGCGAAACUGGCCUGGCGCGCUACGAAUCGGAAGGACGAGUAUCCGCAGAUGACGCUAUGGUUGCAGCGCCGAGAGCAGAUGCGCGCCCAUCAGGCCUACAUCGAUUGGCGCUCGCAAGGCCGACCUUCCAUCCAGAACAUGGCGCGAGCGCCUCUUCCCCGCGCACCCAAGCUCAAGAGGACGAUCGCGCGCUACCCCAACGUACCGUCUUUAUCGUUCGCGAAGGCCGAGCUCCUGUAUGGCGCCGAGGACUUUGAGGCGGUUCUCAAGGAGUGGAUCAUCAAGGCGUUGAAUCCCACUGCGUCCGAUCAACACGUCGCGCAGAUUGCCCGUAAUUGGAUUCCGCCUUUCCGGUCCGUCAGCGCUUACCACCGGAUGAAGUUCUGGCACGGAGACGCCCAAGAACGCGAGGGAGAAAUGGUUCAAGAGAUACCGGACUCGAUCUCGGCGCGGCCGGCGUAUCACGAUACGCAACGGAGGAAGGUGACGGGGCGUUUCAAUACGGCGUUGAUCAAUGAGUACGGCGAAGGGAAGCAUUUGGGCGUCACAGGUUAUCGCGUUGGACAAGUUCGGCUCAUAUUCAGCCUUUCCGAGAAGGCCAGGGAGCGCGUAUUUGGCGCUCGAGCCGCCAAUAUCCCAACCCACCUUGCAUAUAUCGAAUGGUUCUCCUCCUUCAAGAACAGGCCGGAGAAAGACAUCGAUUUAUAUCACAUCAGGCGCGAAGUCAUCCAGCAAGAACGCCUGGUAUCCAUCCUCCCCAUCGAGCGCAUUCGUCGCAGCGUCUCCCUAUUCCCGCGCCUCGGCACCGCCAUCGACCCCUUCUGGACUGCCGACAACGUUCUUGAGGUAUGUGAACACUUUUUCGUUAACUGUUUCUCGGACAAGCACGCCUAUGUAACGAUUAUAUAG
Peniophora sp. CBMAI 1063 is the source of this 4083-nucleotide messenger RNA. Lineage: Eukaryota; Fungi; Basidiomycota; Agaricomycetes; Russulales; Peniophoraceae. The record is from the annotation of a GenBank genome assembly.